Dioscorea cayenensis subsp. rotundata (Guinea yam) is the source of this 877-nucleotide messenger RNA. RefSeq lists its product as uncharacterized. NCBI's taxonomy places the organism in Eukaryota, Viridiplantae, Streptophyta, Magnoliopsida, Dioscoreales, Dioscoreaceae. The transcript is spliced from 7 exons. The record is from RefSeq and is a predicted model, not a curated record. The coding region runs from base 51 to 728 and encodes 225 amino acids.
UCUCAUCUAUAUUGCGAUUGUGACCUUCCAAGAAAAAAAAAAGUGAGAGAAUGGAGGAGAGUGGUCGGCGGCGAAUGAAGGCGGAGGAGCUCGUGGAGACGACAAUGGCGGGGAGGGACGCAUCCCACGACGCCGCACACGCCUUCAGAGUCCGUGAUCUCGCCCUCUCCCUCGCCUUCCAAGAAGGCCUUCAUGAUCCUCACUCCCUCGAAGUCGUCGAACUUGCUGCUCUUCUCCAUGAUGUUGGAGACUACAAGUACACCAAGAAUUUAACUGAGGAUACUAAAAUUGUGGAGAAGUUUCUUGAGGAGGAGGGUCUAGAGGAAAGCAAAAAGGAGAAGGUUCUGGGCAUUAUUAAAGGAAUGGGUUUCAAAAAUGAAGUUUCGCAAAUAUCAUGUGUUGAUACAUCUUUGGAAUUUGGGGUUGUGCAAGAUGCUGACCGUCUUGAUGCAAUUGGGGCUAUAGGAAUUGCCCGAUGCUUCGUUUACGGUGGAAGCAAGAACCAUACAUUGCAUGAUCCUCAGGUUUUACCACGACAGGACUUAUCGAAGGCAAAGUACAUGAGCAAAGAUGAAAAGCAGACUUCGAUUAACCAUUUUUACGAGAAGCUUUUCAAACUCAAGGAUCUAAUGAAGACAAAGGCUGGUAAGGAAAGGGCUGAGAAAAGGCACAAGUUCAUGGAGGGUUUUCUUGAAGAAUUCCUCGAAGAGUGGAGUGGCAGAGCUUGAACUGUAAUUCCUUCCCCCUUAUACUGUAUUUUUUGGGUAUUUUCUUCAUCUUGAAUAUGUGCUGAACAAGAUGCAUCAUUUUUCUUGUUAAACCUUGUGAUUUCUACUUCACAUAUGUAUCUAUAAAAUCUAUAGUCAUUAUGGAUCAA